GCUAUGAUGAACCCCUCUAUUGUCGAAAAAAAGAUGCGUUUCCCACUUCCGCCACCACUGACCUUUCUGCUUCUAAUGCUUUCCAUUCAGUGCUGAAGGAGAGAGUACGUGACUACUCAUCUUGCAUUAAAUAUUCAACAAGUCAACUUCUACAGACAUUUCGACAGUCGUCCAGACUUCCUACUCCCCUCUACUCUCAUCUGCACCACCUUCCCUUCCUUUUCCUCUUCAGUCCCCUAUCUCUCGUACUCCCAAAGCUGGCGGCCGACAAGAUGUCACGACCCGCGACAACAGCAGACACAACUCCCAUCUCCCCCGACCGUUUCGCGGCCGCUCUUGCCGAACUCUCCAUCUCCACCCUCCACCUCAAGCUCCUUGAAAUCCGCAACUCCAUCUCCCAUCUGCGCACGUCCAACAUCCAGCUCCUACCCUUCGCCAUGGGCACCGAGACCGUCGUAGGAGGCGAACCAGGCGUUCCGGACCCCGACUGCGCCGACGCAAUCCGCGAGAACGAAGGCGUCAUCGACCGCAUGAACGAGAGGGUCCUCCUGAUCCGCACCGAGAUCGAAACACGGGGCCUCUCGUGGCGCGAGUUCGACGUGGUCGCUGCCAAAGACGAAGAAGACGAUCCUGCUGCUGCUGCUUCUUCUUCUGGUCCAGAGGCCAACGCGGAACCCCCCACCGCGAAUCACCACGCCCCCGGACGUCCCAACGGCUUGGCCGCUGCCCUGGAAGAGGAGGACCGCAUUGCUACCGGGCGCGGGAGGUCUACGGGAGGAGGGAACACGAGCGAGAGUCGGCAGCGAGAAGACGGCGCGCCGGCGAGGCACCCCGCGUGGAGCGACGGGACUUUCCAAACUGGUGUCAUUCGCAACGGUGUGCUCCUCUACGACGAAGUACCCCGCCAACGACAGGAGGGCGAGGCUCCUAGCGGCGGCAGCGGCGGCAACGUCGGUAGCAAUAACGAUACCGAGGGUUACUCCGUCUCGGCAAGCAACGCUGCUCCUACAGGCGGCACGUUGACCGACGAGCAGUUGCGGGGGGCGGUAGAAGAACAAAUACGUCGGAUGGGAGUUGAUGAUGAUGAUUAUGGCAACGACACGAACCAAGAGGGGGGAUUGCAUUUGUAAUUGACGACUGGUGUUGACUCGCUUUUGCUGGAUUGGGAAAUGGUCGUACUACGGGCAUGAUACCUACUUCAAAGAUUAUGGUGUGUUUACGGCGUUGGGGAGUCCCACGGAGGCAAAGCCAGCGGAUAUGCUAAGCUUAUGGGAUGGCGAGAAGAACGUAAAAUCCCAAGGACAGAAAUUGAGAGCUCUUUAACCACCUCUAGAUGUUCAAGAUUCGAACUACACUCUCCUCUGAUGGCACGAUACUCAACACCAC
Messenger RNA from Sodiomyces alkalinus F11, 1386 nucleotides. RefSeq lists its product as hypothetical. Gene Ontology annotation, biological process: proteasome regulatory particle assembly. Gene Ontology annotation, molecular function: protein-macromolecule adaptor activity. Lineage: Eukaryota; Fungi; Ascomycota; Sordariomycetes; Glomerellales; Plectosphaerellaceae. The transcript has a single exon. The coding region runs from base 273 to 1130 and encodes 285 amino acids. The record is from RefSeq and is a predicted model, not a curated record.